UUGCGGAAGCCGAAGAAAGAGGUUUCUCAGUACUACAAGAAGCAGAAUGAGCUUUUGGAAAAUUUCAAGAACGACAGUGAACAGAUCCAGGUGUUUCAAAAAGUUCGAACGCGGCAACGGUUGAUAUCGUCUACAAGUACAGAGGGCGAUCUGACAAACAAGGACGAUGGUGAAGAUUUAAAUCGAAACUUGUCCCAGAAAGGCUCGAAAGUCAGCAAUAACAAUCUGUCGACUUCCGAUACGAUGGCCCCUUUGUUAAAGAACACGGAUGGUGAGCAGGACGUCGAAAUCGGCAAUGUCGCACCUAACCAACCUCUAGUAGAUCGUGGAGAUGAUCGGAAGUCAUCUAUCGCGUCCGAUAUCUCUAUGUUAGCAAGGCAUGAAGCUAAUAUGGACGCUGCGCGAGCAACGUCUAAAGCAGCGUCACGAUUAGCACAUGCGACAUUGAUCGUGAAUAUAUCUCUGAUGGUCGCCAAGGGCGUUGCAUCGUACUUAUCCGGAUCGUUGUCUAUUUUGUCAUCAUUGGUUGACUCAUGUGUCGACAUCACAUCUGGGCUGGUGAUCUCAAUUUCAACGCGGAUGAUCAAGAAAAGAGAUCCAUACCUCUACCCAAGAGGGCGCACGAGACUGGAACCUCUGUCGCUGGUGAGUGAUUUGAUUUCCUUGUUGAAGGAUUGA
Messenger RNA from Cooperia oncophora, 678 nucleotides. Lineage: Eukaryota; Metazoa; Nematoda; Chromadorea; Rhabditida; Trichostrongylidae. The record is from the annotation of a GenBank genome assembly.